Saccharomyces cerevisiae S288C is the source of this 1515-nucleotide messenger RNA. It is a transcript of the gene TDA11, whose product is annotated as Tda11p. Lineage: Eukaryota; Fungi; Ascomycota; Saccharomycetes; Saccharomycetales; Saccharomycetaceae. Bases 1 to 1515 code for a protein of 504 amino acids. The record is from RefSeq and is marked reviewed. The transcript has a single exon. Gene Ontology annotation, cellular component: cytoplasm.
AUGAAUAAAUUUGACGAGUUUAUAGAGUCUAAUGAGAAGGAUUUGGAUGUGGACACCAGUACCCGAAAUAGUAUAAUUUCGAUGUCACCUGUGAGGAAAACUGGACGAAAGAUUCGUUCUGCUAGUUCCAAUGGAUAUAGGCUAGAACACCAUCGUACGUCCAGUGCGGGAAGCAUGCAUUCGCAAAGACUAAUGACGCCUACCAGAUUAAAUGACCAGGACCAUCCCUUACAAGCCAAGCCAGAUGCUAGGAGGGUGGUAACUCGUCAUUCUUCUGUCUCAGUUCCAAAUGCAAUGAGCAAGAGAAGAUCACUUAUUCAACCCAUGGUUGUUCCCACUACACCAGAAUCUCAAAACAACUUACCUUCAGUAAGUCAUUCUGAGGGAUCCUAUGGAAUCCCAUUAGAGUCAACCACUGUACUUUCUAGUGAGCAAGCGAUGGCCAGCGGACUUCGACGGUCUAGAAAUGGGAGUUCGCAGUCGGUUAAUAGUAUGAUAGCGACCACCAUACCAACAAAUGGGGUCGAUGUAAGUGCGCUUCUACAAUCUCUCGCUACAAAAGAGUUAGAACUUCUGGAAUGCAAACAAAAGAUUGAAGAUUUGAAAAAGCAAACCCAGCAUGAAGAGCAAAACUAUACUCGUCGGGCACGUGAACUGCAUGAACUCAAGGAGCAAGUGAGUAAACAUUUGGAUCCCUCUCUAAAUACACCUGUUAAAAACCGGGCUUUUUCACCGGUUUACCAGAAUAUACCUUUGGAAUCACGAACUGAAAAUGCUGGUAACAGCAGCCUUCCUAGUUCUGUCAGUAAACCAAAGAACAUGGGUCAUCAAAGUACUAAUCAGUCAAGAUCUGUGUCUCCGCAAGAUAUUCAAGAAAGGCGCCAAAGGGACGACUCGUCAGAUUCAUCCAAACAGUCACUUUGGAGCAAACCAUUAGCUCUGUUUAAUCAGUUUGAUAAAAUCAUUCAGCAUGAAAUUGAAAGAACUCUGAAUUGGGAUGACUCUCUUUCAGGUACGCCUGAGGUACAGGAAGGGACACCGACUAGUAAUAGCGAGUCGUCCGCGCAACAGUACGAUAAUGAAGCACCUGGAGCUCGCCAAAAAUCUCCUUCGCAAGGAUCAGUCUCCAGGUCGCUUUGGAGCUUUGUUAGCGAUGUCAAGGCCGGAUUACUCGGUAUAGAAGAAGAAAACGAUAAUGAUGUUAUUACUGAUAACAGAUGUGAUCCUGUAUAUAAAAGCGAUAGACAGCAUGAACAGAAAAAAAGUACACAUAAAAUUACGAACCGGGGGCAAGCAGAAGAUAGUGGCGACGAUUCUAGUUUAAACAUGAGGAAAUUUAAAACGACAACUAAGUUCCAGAAAGACAAUGCUGGGAAUAAUAGUCUCACAGAUGAAAGUGGACAUCGAACACGAGAAAAAAAAAGUAAAAGAAGUAGUAACAAGCUAAGUUUUAUUGGAGAACCCGAUAAUGAUAAUUCCUCCGUCAAAAACUCAGUUGAAAUGACAGACUUCUAA